AAGAUCAAUAGAAUUAGUACCUUUUUCUGGUUGAAUGACUGGGACAUGUGGAGUUUCUGGGGCCAGUUGCUUCCUCCUUGAAUAGACCUUGAGUGGCACUUGAAGAUCCUCCCCCUCUGAACUUUGCAUAUAGGAUUCAAAUCUGGGUAACUCAGGGACAGCUUCUGGUGCAGUUUCUUAGGCAUUCUUUGGGGCAAUUGCUUGGGUAUUUUCUGAAGUAACAGCUAUAGAAAAAUCUGGCAUUACUGGUUCAGUGUUUGAGGCAUUUUCUGGGGCUGUGUUUUUGGUAUUUUCUGGAGUGACUGCUAUGGAAAAAUCUGAUCCCUUAGUUUGGACAGUUUUGGUGGAGUUCUCUAGGAUAGGAAGAGUAGGUAGGCUAGGAAAGAAUUCCUUAUCUUCUGCAAAAGGCUCCCCCUGAAGAUAAGGACUAGAAAAAAAAGGUUGUUUUUCAUUGAAUGAUACAUCCAUAGUGACAAAAAACCUUUUAGAAGCUGGGUGAUAGCACUUAUAACCCUUUUUUGUAGGAGAAUAACCAACAAAGAUACAUUUAAGGGCUCUUGGGUCAAGUUUAGUUCUUUGAUGAGCAUAUAUAUGUACAAAGGCCACACACCCAAAAAUCCUUGGGGAAAGGUGGUUGAAACCAUCAAAUUUUGGAAAAAAUCUAGACAGUGUUUCAAUAGGGCUAGAAUAGUUAAGAAUCUGAGAGGGUAGGCUAUUUAUGAGGUAUGUAGCAGUUAGGACAACCUCUCCCCAAAAUGACUUUGGAACAUUCAUUUGAAAAAUCAACGCUCUAGUGAUCUCCAAUAGAUGCCUAUUUUUAUGUUCGGCUAUCCCAUUUUGUUGGGGAGUAUCAUUAUAGGAUGAAUAAUGUAUGAUUCCUUCUUUUUGGAGAUAAGGUGUAAGGUAUUGAUUAAAAUACUCUUUUCCAUUGUUUGACCUUAUUCCUGAGACCUUGGCAUCAAACUGAUUUUUUAGCAUGUCAUGAAAAAUGGGGAAAAUUGUGCUAACCUCGGAUUUUUGUUUCAUGAGAUAUACUCAAGUAAAUCGAGGACAAUCAUCAACAAACAAAACAAACCAGCUUACUUCAGAAAUGCUAUAAACUUUAGUAGGUCCCCAAACAUCCGUAUGAAUCAAACUAAAUGGAACAAAACUUUUCUUAUUACUUAAAGGAAAAGACACACAGUGAUGUUUAGCACCCUCGCAAACAUCACAAUGGAAGUUUUGAACAUUUAGUUUUUCAAACAUAUUAGGAAAUAUUUUUUUCAACAAUAAAAAAGGUGGAUGACCAAGGCGAAAAUGGGAUAACCAAACUUGUUCCUCAGCUGGAGUAUGAUGUUUUGAUAAGUACGUAUGAGGAGCAGGACAUGUUGUGCCACUUUCAGCUUCAAGGAGAAACAGUCCCCCUUCUUCUCUAGCAUGCUCAAUCACUUUCCCAGUAAGAAGGUCCUGAAAAGAACAUUCAGAUUGUGUAAAGUUGACUGAGCAAUUUAGGUCCUUAGUAAUUUGAGGAAUAGACAACAAAUUUACUAAUAGUUUUGGAACAUGUAAGACAUUUCUUAAUGUCAGAGAAGAUGUUAAGAAGACAUCUCCUUGACCAGCCACAGUCACUAAGGUACCAUCAGCAAUUUUGAUCUUUUGAUUUCCCGGGCAAGGAAUGUAAUUAGAAAAGGCUUUUGAAGAAUUGGCCAUAUGGUCUGAAGCCCCUGAAUCAAUGAUCCAAGGGCUGGAAAACUGAAUUUUAGAGGCACUCAAAGAGAAAGAAUACUUACCUGUUUGAGCAAAAUGACUAUGCCCCUCAGGUUUUUCUAGCUUGGAAAUGAAUCUUUUAAGUUUGUCAAUUUCCUCCUUGUUGAGCUCCAUUUCUUGGUCAAAGUUUUCUUCCUGUUGUUUUCCUCCAAUUUCAGCAAGAUUGGCUUGUGAUUUAUAGCCAGAAUUAACCCCUUAACCCCCAUUCCCCUUGAAGAAAUUUAGGGGCUUGCCAUGGAGCUUCCAGCAUGUCUCCCUUGUGUGCCUAUUUUUCUUGCAAUAGCUGCACCAUAAGGAGUCUUUCUCACUUGUUUUCUUCCCUUCAUUUCUACCAGAGUUUGCAGCAUUAGCCGCAACACUUCAUUUCCACUUGGUUUUGAGAUGGCUAAAACAGAUCUGUCCAUGGUGUUUCCCUUUUCUAACAUUAUAUUUCUCCUUCGUUCUUCUCCUCUAACUAUUGCAAAGGCUUUGUUUAGAGAUGGCAGUGGCUCUUUCCCAAAAAUUUGGACUCGUACUUGAUCCAAUUCCACAUUCAAACCCGCCAAGAAAUCAUACACCCUCUCUCGUUCAAUGAACUCUUGAUGCAUUGUUGCAUCUAUGUUGCACUUCAUUCUUAAAUUCUGAUAUUGAUCAAGUUCAAGCCAAAGACUUUUAAUAACAUUGUAGUACUUAGUUACGGAAAGAAUACCUUGUUUGGUGUUGUGAAUCCUUGUCUUUAGUUCAUACAUUUGGGCUGCAUCCCUUACCUUAGAAUAGGUAUGACACACGGACUCCCAAAUUUCCUUGGCUGUUGAGAGAAACAUGCAUGUACGACUUAUAUCCGAUUGCAUAGAGUUCCAAAGCCAUGACAUGAUUUGAGAGUCUUCUUCAUCCCACAUGACAAACCUUGGAUCAUCCUUACUCACAACAGGUCCAAUGGGAUGGUUUAACUUCCCUUUGCCCUUAAUAUAAGUCUUUACCAAUUGUGACCACUCUAAAUAAUUUCCCCCAUUGAGUUUGAAGGAUCCUACUAUAUUCUGGAAUUCAGCAAGUGGUGUUGAUUGUUGGAUUGUGGUUUCGCUUGAUAUUGAAGAAUCAACUUCUGAAGUGUUUGACAUCAUGAGGGGAAGAAGGGAUAUGAAGGUAAAAAAAAUAGGGGCAAUAAAGGCCUAAUAUGAAGCAACGUUUCUAACAGAAGGUCAGAAACUAAUGGGAUAUGAUCUGAAAAAAUCAAAGUUUUUAAAGGCGUUUGUGAGGCGCGCCCUGAGGCGAGGCGCGGCGAAAACGCCCUGAGGCGUUAAAAAUAAAACGAAAUGCUUGAAAGGCGUACGCUUUUCCGGUGAGGCGUGAUUGAGGCGCGCUUUGAUCGCGCCUUUCACGCUUCAAGAAGAAGGCGUACGCUUUGUCGGAUCUGAUGUGGCAAUGAACAGAGAUUUAAAAAAAGCCCUAAGUAAUCCCUAAAACCCGACUCUCGACUGAAAACAAGCCCAAAAUGAAACCCUACCUCCAACGACUCAAGCGGCGACGGAGUGCUCACCCCUCGGCGGCGACCAAUCGCAGUGCGUCUUCUCCGGUGGCGAUCACUCUCGUACAUCUCCAGAAUGAGUUCCUCCGAUUCGAAAAAUUCAAGAAAAGAUUUUGUGUGGAAGUAUAUGAUUGAAGUUUUUGGAGAGCAAUAUUUAAGAUGUAAAUUUUGCAAUCAAAGAUGUACGGGAGGGGUGAAUAGAUUAAAACAUCACUUAGCCGGAACUCAUCAUGGUAUGAAACCAUGCAGCAAAGUUAGUGAAGAUGCUAGAUUGGAAUGCAAAGAGGCAUUGGCCAAUUUUAAGGAUCAAAAAACAAAGAGAAAUGAAUUGCUCCAAGAAAUUGGUAUGGGUCCAACUUCAAUGCAUGAGAGUGCCUUGUCUAAAACAAUAGGGACAUUAGGGAGUGGGAGUGGGAGUGGGGAACCUAUUCCUAGGGGACCCAUGGAUAAAUUUACUACUUCACAACCUAGACAAAGUACUUUGAAUUCAAAGUGGAAGCAAGAAGAAAGGAAGGAAGUGUGUAGAAAAAUUGGUAGAUUUAUAUAUUCAAAAGGUCUCCCAUUCAACACUGUGAAUGAUCCUUAUUGGUUUCCUAUGAUAGAUGCUGUUGCAAACUUUGGGCCCAGGUUUAAGCCUCCAUCUAUGCACGAAUUGAGGACAUGGAUUCUUAAAGAAGAGGUGAAUGACCUAAGUAUCAUUAUGGAAGAUCACAAAAAAGCUUGGAAACAAUAUGGAUGUUCAAUUAUGUCAGAUGGUUGGAUAGAUGGAAAAAGUAGGUGUCUUAUCAAUUUUUUGGUGAAUAGUCUUGCUGGCACUUGGUUUAUGAAAUCAAUUGAUGCUUCUGAUACAAUAAAAAAUGGGGAAAAUAUGUUCAAAUAUCUUGAUGAGGUGGUUGAAGAAAUUGGAGAAGAGAAUGUUGUGCAAGUCAUCACUGAUAAUGCCUCUAAUUAUGUGAAUGCUGGAAGGAGGCUUAUGGAAAAAAGGAGUAGAUUAUGGUGGACUCCUUAUGCUGCUCAUUGCAUUGAUUUGAUGUUGGAGGAUAUUGGAAAGCUAAAUGUUCAUGCUACUAUACUUUCUCGAGCUAGGCAAGUUGUGAAGUUUAUAUAUGGGCAUACUUGGGUUCUUAGCUUGAUGAGAACAUUUACAAAAAAUCAUGAACUUAUUCGUCCAACAAUUACAUGGUUUGCUACUGCAUUUCUUACUCUCCAAAGUCUUUAUAAGCAAAAGCAAGCUCUUAUAGCAAUGUUCUCCUCAGAAAAAUGGUGUUCAAGCACAUGGGCUAAAAAGGUAGAAGGUGUGAAAACUCGAAGUACAGUGUUGUUUGAUCCAAAUUUUUGGCCUCAUGUUGCUUUUUGCAUAAAGACCACUGUUCCAUUAGUUAGUGUCUUGAGAGAGGUUGAUUCAGAGGAAAGACCAGCCAUGAGUUAUAUUUAUGAGUUGAUGGAUUCAACUAAGGAGAAGAUUGCAUUUAAUUGUUUGGGCAUGGAGAGAAAAUAUGGCCCAAUUUGGAGAAAAAUUGAUGCAAGAUGGACUCCGCAACUUCAUCGACCUUUACAUGCAGCAGGCUAUUAUCUUAAUCCUCAAUUGCGGUAUGGAGAUAAGUUCUCUAAUGUUGAUGAGGUGAGGAAGGGAUUAUUUGAAUGCAUGGAUAGGAUGUUGGAUUAUCAAGAACGUUUAAAAGCUAACAUUCAAUUGGACUCAUAUGACCAAGCAAUGGGUGAAUUUGGGAGUCGUAUUGCAAUUGAUUCUCGAACAUUAAGAAGUCCUACAAGUUGGUGGAUGCGUUUUGGGGGUUCAACACCGGAGUUGCAAAAUUUUGCUAUUCGAGUCCUUAGCCUUACUUGUAGUGCUUCAGGAUGUGAAAGAAAUUGGAGCACAUUUGAAUCGAUCCAUACAAAAAAAAGAAAUAGACUUGAACAUCAAAGGUUGAAUGCUCUAGUGUAUGUAAGGUACAACACUAGAUUGAGAGAGCGAAGUCUACAAAGGAAACAAAAUGUUGAUCCAAUCUUGGUAGAGGAGAUUGAUUCCGAUGAUGAAUGGAUUGCGGAGAAAGAAGAUCCCCUCCUCCCCCUUGAUCUUUGUUGGCUUCAAGAUAAUGAAUUAUUCAAUGUUGAUGCCAUUAGAGUUGUGUCAUCCAACUCCCAAGAGAUGCAAGCAUCAUCGGAUCAUAUGGUUUCUUCACAUUCCUACAAAAGGAAACAUAAUGAAGUACCAAGUACAAGUGGAGGCAAAGGCAAAGAGAAGGAAUUGAAUUUGACACCAAUUGAUGAAGAUGAAGAUUUAGAUGAAAUGGGGAUACAUGAUAGUGGACAUUUUCCUACUAUUGAUACAUUGGAUGAGGAUGAUGAUGACCUUGGAGAGGAGGAUUUAAGUUGAAAAAAUUUACUCUAGUUGUUAUUUCAUGACUUAGUUAUGGAUUUUUUGUAAAAGUUUAGAACUAUUAUUAUGGUUGACUCUAUUUUCUAUUUCAUGACUUAGUUAUGGCUUUUUGUUAAAGUUUGAAACUAUUAGUAUAGUUGAAUCUAUAAUCUAUUUUAUGAAUUUGUUA
Molecule: messenger RNA, 5799 nt
Organism: Vitis vinifera (wine grape)
Lineage: Eukaryota; Viridiplantae; Streptophyta; Magnoliopsida; Vitales; Vitaceae
Exons: 4
Coding region: 3327-5627 (766 amino acids)
Molecular function (GO): DNA binding; protein dimerization activity
Source: RefSeq, a predicted model, not a curated record